Molecule: messenger RNA, 1216 nt
Organism: Callorhinus ursinus (northern fur seal)
Lineage: Eukaryota; Metazoa; Chordata; Mammalia; Carnivora; Otariidae
Gene: RND2
Product: Rho family GTPase 2
Biological process (GO): small GTPase-mediated signal transduction
Molecular function (GO): GTP binding; GTPase activity
Source: RefSeq, a predicted model, not a curated record
AUGGAGGGGCAGAGCGGCCGCUGCAAGAUCGUGGUGGUGGGGGACGCGGAGUGCGGCAAGACGGCGCUGCUGCAGGUGUUCGCCAAGGACGCCUACCCCGGGAGUUAUGUCCCCACCGUGUUUGAGAACUACACCGCGAGCUUUGAGAUCGACAAGCGCCGCAUUGAGCUCAACAUGUGGGACACUUCAGGUUCCUCUUAUUAUGAUAACGUCCGGCCUCUGGCCUACCCUGAUUCAGAUGCUGUGCUCAUCUGCUUCGACAUUAGCCGACCAGAAACACUGGACAGUGUCCUCAAAAAGUGGCAAGGGGAGACUCAGGAGUUUUGCCCCAAUGCCAAGGUUGUGCUGGUUGGCUGUAAACUGGACAUGCGCACCGACCUGGCCACACUGAGGGAGCUGUCCAAGCAGAGGCUUAUCCCUGUUACACAUGAGCAGGGCACUGUGCUGGCCAAGCAGGUAGGGGCUGUGUCCUACGUGGAGUGCUCCUCCCGGUCCUCCGAACGCAGCGUCAGGGAUGUCUUCCAUGUGGCCACAGUGGCCUCCCUUGGCCGUGGCCACAGGCCGCUGCGUCGUACUGACUCGCGCCGUGGACUGCAGAGAUCUGCUCAGCUGGCAGGCCGGCCGGACCGGGGCACCGGGACCGAGAGCGAGAUACACAAGGAUCGAGCCAAGAGCUGCAACCUCAUGUGAGGGGCCGGGGUGGGGCAGAGUGUAAGGAGGGGCGGUGAGGGCACAGCUGUUCCCUGCUGCACCUGGUUUCCGGGCCGCCUGACUCUGGUAGGGACCUCAGGGCAGGCCGAGGGAGCGCUUCUCCUGGGCAGGAGAGCUGAAGGCAGAAGGGUGCCACCAUUCCCCACCUCCUCAUCCCCCUCGUCCCCACAGCAAGUGGAGGAAGCCAGCGGGACAGGCAUUGGGGCUGGGAGCUGGGCUGGGGAGGGGGUUGGGGAAGCCGGCAUGGAGCAGUGACUUUGGUUGAGUCUUAGUCUGUGAAGGGUGCCUUCCCUCCCCCACCCCCCGUAUCCAUAUCCUGGCCCUGGCUUCCUUCCCUAAGGAAAGUGUCCAUUCUGUGGCCUUCCUUUUUUUGCUCCUUUCCCUUCCACAGCUGUUCUCACUCAUCCUAACCUCCAGGCAACACGCACUAAAUUAAAAAGCAAGUUGAGAAGCCCCUCCCCCACCUACCCACAGUCCUAUAGCUCCCUCAAUCCCUUCCCCCAGC